This is a messenger RNA of Passer domesticus (house sparrow), 947 nucleotides long. It is a transcript of the gene SCNM1, whose product is annotated as sodium channel modifier 1. Gene Ontology annotation, cellular component: nucleus. The transcript has 8 exons. Bases 16 to 861 code for a protein of 281 amino acids. Lineage: Eukaryota; Metazoa; Chordata; Aves; Passeriformes; Passeridae. Gene Ontology annotation, biological process: RNA splicing. The record is from RefSeq and is a predicted model, not a curated record.
ACUACAGCUCCCAUCAUGCCGCGGGGGCCGCGCUGGGCCCUCUCUGAUUGGUUUUUCCCCCCGCGCGCUGCCCGCUGUGAAGCGCCACCCGGAAGCGGCGGUGGCGGUUGCCAUGGAGACCGCGGCCUAGCGGGCGCCGCCAUGUCCUUUAAGCGCGACGAGAGCGACCCGGGCCCGCUCGGGGCGCUGCAGAGGCGCCGCGUGGCCGAGCUGCUGGCCAGCGCCAUCCCCGAGGACGAGGCGCUGCUGCUGCGCGACGGCAGGCUGGCGUGCUCGCUGUGUCCCCAGCGGCCCGUGUGUGACACUCUGCAGACGCUGCUGCUGCACCGCGCGGGCAGGAAGCACCUGGACAGCCUGCAGCGUUCCUUCGGGCGCCGCUGGCCCCACGAGGCCCCGCAGGGACCCCAGGAGCCCCCGGGGGCGGAGCCAGGGGGGCAGGCGCCGCUGCUGGCCCGGACGCGGCGGCUGGCGCGGAGCGCGCUGCUGAGAGCGGCCCCGUACAGCAGCUGCUGCCGCCGGAACGCGACGAAGGGCAGCAGCUCCCAGGCCGGGAUCCCCGGGAUGAUCCCAAAGAAUCCCCAGACGCCGCCGGAGCCGUCCGGGAACCCCGGGAACCCCGGGAAUCCCGAAACCCCCGGCCCCACGCACAGAGAGGGCGCUCCCAAGGACAGGAAACGGCGAAGGAAAGGAAAUUCCCGGAGCUCCGAGGGGCCGAGCCCGGAGCGGCUGCGGAUCCUGCGGCACCACCUGCACCUGCGCAGCCGGGGCUGGAUCCAGGAUCCCUCUGGGAAUUGGGUGAAGGACGGGAACGCCGAGUUCGACUCCGACGAGGAGGAGCCGCCACCACUGCCACCAGCCUGACAGCCCCGAGUGUCCCCAGGAGCCCCCAGGAGCCCCCAAGCGUCCCCAGAGCCCCAGGAAUAAAGUGGGAAUUUUUUGGGACCAUU